AUGUUGGCUUUGGCUAUAGCCUUACCAAUCAUUGGAAGUUACAUCAUUACUUCUGUUGUUCUUCUGAACUUUCCAACGAUUCUACACAAAAGGAAGAACACGAAGUUUCGAUGUCGGCACAUCAGUCAUCGAGGAGGUUUGGUGUUCCUUAGCUUUUAUAGAAAAUUGUGUGAAAUGCUAGUUACUCUUAAGCUUAAGUCCAAAAUUAUCCAAAGACUAAAAUACUUGAUAAGAGCAGUUUGACAACAGAAACCGUAAGUAUGUUGGCGAAAGGCGUUUGAUCUGCAGCAAUGCAACUUAAAUUAAAUUUCACUGGUUUCUUACUUUAUCAAUCGUGGGGUCAAUAAAUUAAACUUAAUAUAAAUUCAUUGGAGCCACAGAUUGAAGCAAUUAACAUGUAUAUGAAAGCAAUUAAGUUGAGCUGGAACCAAAUCGAUGAAGAAUUUUUUGCCUCGAGAGCCUUCAUUCAGGUGUUAAAUUUCUCCUUGGUGUAAGCCGAAACUGAAGUUUUAGUCACAGUUAAUUAAUAAUAUUGUUAUUGUUUGGGCUUGGGUAGGCCACCUGUUUGUGAAGGGAAUAUAUGAGCUAUGGUUGAUGAAAAGGUAGCAUUACUUGUUGCUGGGAAAACAUGAAAACUAAGGGAAAAAAUGGUUGUUCUUGAUAAAUAAAAAAUCCCUGCUCCAAUGGCAUUUUGUUGGAAAAAAAUUUCCUUAUACAUUAACAAACAGCUUCCACACUGAAAAACAGUGCAUGUUGGAUUUUUACAAAUACAGAAUGUGGCUGCUUCUCAUCCAUGUGUUUUGAUAAUUCUUGAAAAUUUUCUUAUACAAGGAUGAUGUUAUCCACCUCAGCUGACAACAUCCUCUUCAAUCUGCAUAAUUCUUCACAUCAUACCCAGCCUCAUUCAAUAUAAUUGUUAAAAAUACCUAACUCUUCCUUAAAAAAUGGCUUGUAGAUGUUCCUCUUUGAGAAUGUGUUUCCUUUAUUUUUUUAACUGAUUUCUAUGAUUUUGAGGCAUCCUCAACCCUCAAUUCUGGUUUUUCAUAACCUGUAGAAAGUGCUUUCUCUUUGGGCUCCUCAGGGGUCACCUGAGAUGUGAAAACAAAGCCAUGGAACUCAGAUCUAUAUUGUAGUUAAUUUUUAUCCGAGUUAAUUUUUAUUUUUCCAUUGUUUUGGGGUAUGGUAAUGUAUGCUAAUGAACUUGAAACAAACCCAAAACAAAAAUGAACUGGGAUAAAAAAUUAACUGCAAUAUCUACAUUAAAGAUAUAGCAAAUUUAAUGUGUGAGUUCUUUUAUCAGGAGAGAAAAGAUCACUCCCUAACCUCUAGACAGGAACCACCUGUUAACUAUGGUCACUAUAAAGUUUUUGUUCUGACAAUGGAUUUAUUUUUUCUUGUUUAUUCUAGGAGCAGCUGAAAAUUUAGAAAAUACCAUGACAGCCUACCAACAGUAAGCAUCAUUUUGUAUUAUUUGUUUGAGAUCUUUUUUGUUUUGUUUUUUCUUUUAUGGUACUCUAAUUUUUACCUCAUAAUUUGCCAGCUUAUAAACGUUACUUUGCUUUAUAAAGUGCUCUAGAAAUGGGAACAGAGAUGCUUGAACUUGAUGUCCGUUUGACGGCUGACAAACAGGUAAAGAGGUCAAAGAUAUUACAGUUUUCAUCUUCCUUGAAGAAAGAAAAAACGAUUUUUGGUAAACUUCUGCGCUUCCUGGCAAGUAUGCGCGGUUACUUGCUUUGCACUUCAAAUGUUAUGGAGCAAUGAUCACAUGCUCUGAUAAAGCUACCUUGAAAUAUAUAAUUAAUGAUUUACUGCCUUCCUCCUGAUGGGCACCCUCUUGUUGGUGGUGAUUGUGUUUUUGUUGAGAAGCAAACAAAAUUAAUGAUGAAUUUUUCUUAAUUGUAACAAUGAUUAUUUUGAUUUUGAGCAUUACAUACAAUAUUUGUUUAGACACUUAUAAUGAUAAAAAAUUUUUAUUACUACAAUAAAACCAUUCACCCAUCUUACAGACAUAUUACCUUUGAUUAUGAUCAGUACAUGUACACAAUGUAUGUUACCUCCACAUUUACGAGUGGAGUCAAGUACAAGUACAAGUACACUUUAAGGUAAUUGGAUCAUUAGCACACUGUAGAAACAAAUCCACCAUAAUAUAGUACAAAAUCAUCUAAGUGCUAAGAAUGGGCUGUUUUUCUCUUGCAUAAGGUUGUUGUAUGUCAUGAUAAUGACCUCUCCCGAGUGACACUCUCUGAUUCAGUUAUCAGUGACUUGAAAUAUGAGGUGAGAUGAUCUCAUGAAUAAGGUUACGUUGUUAAUAGCGUGGCACACGAAUGAUGUCAGAGUGACUAAUUUGCAAUUUUUGUCUGAGUUGGGUCAUUUUUCUCAUUUCAAUGACAAAAGUCAUACAAAAGUGAGGAAUUCACUAAUGUUAAUUUCAGUUUGUUUGUCUGAGUUUCGGGUCUCUAAAUAGUAACUGUGCACAGCACUAUUACACGUUGCUACCGCAAUGAUGAACUUUUUUUUUCCCAGUAAAUUGUAUUCUUCUCAGCUAAAAGAAACUAAUGUGGAGACUGCAAAGAAAUUCUUGUGAAUCAGGAUGGUAGCAUCCAGGAUGGUAGCAUGUUAAGGGCUGAAAUGUAUACAGCGUACUUUAAUAUGUGCAAUGUAAUGAUGUGUUUAAUGUAAUAAGCCAGUGCCAAUGUACGCCUAAUAUUGAAUAACACUCUGUUAUCCCUUAGGACUUACCCCUUCUUAUGAAUACACUGACAGUACAGUUUCAACCAGGUAUAUAAUAUUACUGGUAGUACUACUAGUGUGAACACUGCUUUUAGCUUUGUACUGUAUACUAAGUGUCUGUGGAAUAAAAUAAUAUAGCCGUUUUCCUUGAAAUGGAUAACAGAAAGUACCCAUUUCCAGUUGUAACUAAAUUGAGAAGGGGCUGGGGGAGGGGAUGGAAUAUAGUUUUACUUAAGGUAGUGAAGAAAGAUUAUUUUAUAACAACGGUAAUAGUUAUUUAAUAUUAGCAUAUGCCCUCUUGAAAUACUAGGAACUUUGAACACAGUAUUGCUUCCUGCAGCAGAAAAUAAUAACAUUCAUUGCAAUCGAGAUCACUGUUUUACAUGUAUCUCUUAUUGUACAGUAAAAUUGUACCUGAUACCUUCAACAGCUGUGGGUAUACCAAUUCCUUGCCUUGUAGGAUGAAUCUAAGAAUGCAUAUUUGGUGCCUUAAAUUUAUCUGAAUUUGAGCUCUGUGAAAUUGCCACACACCUGUCCAAUACUAUACUACUUUUGAAUGUUUUGUGAUACAUAUAAUAGUCAGUACCAAGUGUCCUCCAGUAAUGAAGAUACCAGUACAUUGUAUCAUAUAAGGAGCCCACCUUGUGGGCUGUAUGCAUGUAGCAGUGCACAGUUCCUCAAAGAAACAUGUAGCAUCCUAUAUUUGUUUGCCUUUUUCUGAGAGUCAUAUCCUUAUUGAUUAAUAUAUAAAUUUUUUUCUCCAGGUGUGACUUGCAUGGCAAAGAAUGGUGAUCGUAAAAUUCCCUUACUUGAAAGUGUUUUUAAAGCCUUUCCUGAUAUUCCAAUUAAUGUAGAUAUCAAAAGUAAUUCUGAUGAGCUUAUAAAUAAGGUGAGUGUGCAUGUAAGAAUUAUGAUAUUAAUAUUUUGUUUUACUGUAGUAUGUAGGGUAUACAUAAUUUACAUUGUAAAUUUUCAAUACAAUUAUAUAUGUAUCUAAACAAAAAAGGAGACAGAUUAGGUUUAUUUACAUGCCAAUGUAGGUAUUCAUGUCACCUCAUGGGGUGAUUGUUUUAUGAUUCUAAAAUAUCAUUGGGCAGAGUAUUCGAUCCAUUUACUAGUCGAAUUACAAUCCAGUAGAAGCUCAUUACUGAUUUUAACCUCUUAUGAGUUUCUGGAUCCAUUCUCACAAACCCAAUAUAAUAUCACCCAGCGCAACAAAAUUUGGAACAGGCUUUUUAAAACUUGGCCAUUUUCUAUAACAGGUUUUAUAAUUAAGUGGACCUUAAAAUGUUUAUUUUCAUAUUUUCUGUAACAUGCUUUCACUAUAAUUCAUAAUUUAGACUCACGAGUUAAUCUGCAAGUACAACAGGAAAAAAAUAACAGUGUGGGGAAACUUUUCAAAGGAGGUCACUGAAAAAUGCUACAAGAAGGUACGGUUUAAAAUGCAUUCAAACUGCAGUGUUGUGUAAAGGUUAAGAAUUUUUAGAGUGAAACAUGAGAAUUUUUAUACUCUAUUUUAUAGUCAGAGUCAAUUUCUAUAUUUAUAUUGUAUAUUUUUUGUAUUUGUAGGAUCCAGAGAUUGCAGUAAUGUUUUCAAUGCAGCGUGCAGCCCUGCUCAUUUUUUUGUUUUAUUCUGGAUUGUUGCCUUUCAUUCCCCUCAAGGAAUCCUUCCUAGAAAUUAUGCUACCAGUCACAAUGAUCAGGUAAAAAACUGUUAAAUGAUUAAGUCAUCAAAUAACCCUUCGAGUCCCAAUAUUCACAAACAAAUUCUCCAGACUAAGCUCCACACAUUUCCCUUUGAUAUGAUGAUAUUCUGAUAUUCUGAUAAUGUAUUGAUAUUGUUUGAAGAGAAAUUGAUGUUGGUCACUCUUGGCACUUAAGGAGGUUAAUGGAGAGGAGUCUAAGUUCCACAUUACCCCAUUACUAUUAUUUAAAACUGUAUGAAAAACAAACAAAAACACCUACUUCCUGAAGUUUCCAAUGUGCUAACCAGUGUUUUGCCCUGAGUAAAAGAGGUUUUGAGUUCUGUACUGCAUGUGAUAAUUUUCUUGGUUUCCUUCCCAGGCGAUUUGAAGUUCCAUGGACCAUGAAAGCCCUGUGUCAUAUAGUUGAUUGGUAAGUGGCAAAGUUUGUAGAAUAUUUCAGGCCCUAGUUGUUCAAAAGAUGGAUAACACCAUCUAUAUCCAUGGGAUUAAUCUCUAUCCAGUAAAUAAUGCAAUUUUUUCCCUUAUACUUGAACCCUGGAUAUUUUAUCCAAUGAAUAGCUCUAUCCAACAUAUCCUGAACAACCACGCCCAGGAUGUCAAUUCUCGUUAAUUCUGGAAGCAGUUAUCCUCAGAAUCAAAACCCAAAUUGUGAGAGUAGAUUGCUCUCUGAGGAAAAAAUUCUCAGGGAAAAUAGUCACUUAGUGACCAGUCCUAAGGGACAAAAAUAACUUUGUUUCCUGAGAAUCUCAAUGUUUUCUGAGGUGGAUCCGAGGAAACCAUUGAGAUUCAAGAGAACAGAAUUAACUGGUUACCUCAGGGACAACUCAUUACAAUGUACGUGUUUAAUGUGUUAUAAUAAUAUUAUAGCCCUUGCCGAAAAAAUCCUGCAAAAUGUACAUGCAGAAAUAUCUGAAUUCAAGUGAGUCCUCAGCACUCACAAGUAACAGUGUACUGUUUCCUGAAAUAUUACUUGCUCAGAAAAUUUUGGGAGGAAACAUUUUGUUAGAUGUCAUGUGACCACAAAGUAGCUAAUGGAUUCGUUGAAGUCAGAAAAGUUUUUCAGGCCACUGUCAUGUUGCAAAAAGGUGCCAGUGGUGUAAAAGUUACGACAAAGUGUUGAGUGUUACAGUCGUACUUUGUAAGGAAGUGUUUUUGGAAAAUUAAUAUUGCGCACAGCUCAUGAGAUACUUGUAGCACAUGAUCAUUUUUGUUUUAUACUUUAGGUUUAUGGUCAGUCCUAUACUGUUUAAACAUUUGGACAAGAGAGGAAUUCAAGUAAGCUAAAAGCAUUGAAAUAAGUCUUUUUUUGACAUCCCCCCCCCCCCCUGCCCCAGAUAUACCACUGUUGAAACCUUCUUUUCAUUUACUUAGCAUUUCUCAUAAAGACCGUAUACAAACAUUCCUUGUGAUAAGUAAUGAUAUUAACAUGUUGUAGUGUCCAGUAUGAUAAAUCUACAUCUGUACGGUCCGAGUUGGUUACAAUAAUAUUGGUAGCCUGGGGUUUGUAAGAAAUGUCCGUGGUGGACUGUUUUUGUAUUGCCUGUUUUAAUACAUACUGGUACUUUUAAAUUAAUCAAAAUUUUGACGUUUGGACUGCAGUUGUCUUUCAAUGUUAUAGGGUUGUCAAAAGACAUUGUUUACACUCUUCAGAAUGGCAGUGUUUUCGGCCAACAUUGUAUUAUUCAUUGCCAGAUUUUUCACUGCAGUGCUUAAUUAAAUUACUAUUAUAAAUAAUUAAUCAUUAUGAUUAAAAUCACAUACUUAGUAACAAGAAGGAAUCUCUAGUUUGUCAAUUUUAAAGGUGAAUGUACAAAACAACAUUUAAAAUUGGGACAACAGAGUACCUUUACAGUUCACUACAACAUAAAAUUUUUAGGUGAGGAUCGAUCAGUGAUCCAAGAUCACUCGGAUCAUAAGAGGCCCUGCCAGGGGGGGGUCCCAUGUCGCCCGUCUGAAUUUUAAAAUGUUUCAUGUCGGUGUUUAUAAAUGCUUGUCACUUAUUGUCGGUGUUGCCGUCACUGUCGCAAUGUGGCGGAGGAAGGUUGUCUCUUGUUGCAAAUUCAUUUUACGCGCUGUAGCUACUUUUUGGGCCAUGUUGCUUGUCAGAAUUUACCCUGGCAGGGCCUCUCAUAACACAUGAAAUGAACAGAUGAGUCCACCCAAUGAAAGAGUCAUGGUGUGAGUGAUCUUGGGUUCCAAUUGAAUGCACUCUUUGGUUGUGAUAUUUUCUUAUGAUAUAAAUGAUUAUUUUUUGAAAUCUGUAGACUUACCUUUGGGUUCUUAAUGAUGACCAUGAGUUUGACUUGGCUUUCAACAAGCUGAAGGUGGCUGGAGUUAUGACAGACUAUCCCUCAAGACUAAAGUAUUAUCUUGCCAAUAAUGGCACCGCCUCUCAGCAUGCCCCUAAUAUUGUAAACGAUAAAGAUGAACAUAGUGAAUUGAUUAAAAAACAGUAGGUUUUAUAAAGCCCAAGAAGUAUAGUAACAAUAGUUUAAGUUGUCAAAGGAAAACGUGUGUAACUGUAGUUGUAGUGUCUUUAACUCGUUAAAAUUAUACAAGAUAUUACACAAACCAUGGAUGUGAGUUAUAAAAUGUAUUCAAUGUACAUCUUGAGCUAUAAAAUAUAACUGUAUUACUAAGCUCAAUAGCAUAAACAAAUAGGUACUGCAUACAAGGUCGUAGGUGUGUGUCACAUCAAUAGGUGUGCUGCACUUGUUGAAGUUCUGAGAAGUGUAAUUUGAAGCUACUUAGGUUUUUUCAUGUAAACUUCUUCAGGCUUGCUAAGAUGAUGUAUCACGGGUAGUUUGGUUUGAAAUAGGGUUGAAGUUUUGUGGCCAGGAGUCUAAAUAGGGGAGAUUUAAAUCUUUUCAACUCUUUUAGAUUCGUCUUUCAAUUUAAUGUAACUGGAAUUUUGAGUUAAAAGCUUAUCGCUCUAGUUAAAAAUUUUCUGAGAAAAUUUGGCUCAAACUUUGGCUUAAUGCUAGGUUAAAGUUCACAACCUUUCGAGCUACACUUGUGAACAUGCACUUACAUUUGACAUGCUAGGAAUCAAAAGACUUUGGGAGCAAUUCAAGAAGGCCGGGACAUUGUAUGUAGCUGCAGGCAAUCCAUGGCUUAUUGGGUAGAGCAAUACAUAUUAUUUUUGGUAUUUCGUCUUCUUUUAUUUGAUUAUUUGAUACCUAUUUAUUAUAACAAAUGACAUUUUUCGAUUCUCCACUACUGUUAGUUACUCUCUAUUUAAUUAAAUGACAAGAAAUAAGACAUUGUCAGCAAAAAUAAAUAACCAAUUAAUUCCAAAGCCAU
Porites lobata is the source of this 7739-nucleotide messenger RNA. The record is from the annotation of a GenBank genome assembly. Lineage: Eukaryota; Metazoa; Cnidaria; Anthozoa; Scleractinia; Poritidae.